UCUACAGUACUCUAUUAGUAGCUAGACAGAAAAACAGAUGUAUUUUAUUAUUAACUUUUAUAUAUUAAAAUAAAUAAGUUUACUAUUAUUUAUUAAAAUAAUAUAUUUAAAAGAUAUUAAUUUUAACUGAAAAGUAAUAAAAAAAAAUCACUAUAACCAAAAAUGAUAAAACAACGACGUAAAAGUAAUCGUCAUGAAUUAAUGAUAAACUGCACAAAUGAUGAAAACAUUAGUCCUUUACGCCGUCAAAAGUCGUAUUCUAAAAUUCCAUCAACACCUACUAUUGAUCAAAUUAAUACUACUAAUAAUGAUGAUGCAACUGAACGUGAAAAUUUGCAUAGCAGAACUAAUAGUUUAGUUUCAUCAGUAUUUUCAUCAUGGAAACGAUCAAUUAAUUUUGGAGCAAUCUCUAAAAUGUCAACGUCACAAAUAUCUAAUUGUAUUACGGAAUGUAUAAAAUUUAGUGUUGAUAAGAAUAUAAAUAUUAAAAAUUCCUUUAACUUGAAGAUUAUUGACUAUAUGACAUGUUAUGUGGCACGAAAUUAAGAUAUUAAAAAUCAAUUGAAUUUACAAGUAGCAAAAGGUCUUGAUGUCAGCGCUAAAAUUUAUUCACUUCGAGUUGAUUCUCUGCAUCAGGAUGCAUUGAAAAUAUCUAAGAGUUUGAAACAAGUUAUGAAUAAUAGUACUAAUAAUGAUGAUGAGAAAAUUGGUAAUCAUACACUGGAAGAUAAUAAUAAUGAAAAUUCAGAAACUAAUAAGUCGAAAAAUAAACUACAGUGCAAGAAAAAACGUAAUAAUAAAAUUUUAACAACGAUGAAAGCUCUUCAAGGAAAAUCUGAUACUGUUGAUUAUACACCAGUUAUGUUUGGUAAAAUAGAUUGUCAAACAACUGAUAUAAUGUACUUAGCUUCUUUGUCUCAAUACUGUAAUAUGGGUCUUAGUCUUAAUACUUUCUACGACACCAUUAUUGAUAGUGAAGAUAACAUAAUACAUAUUGAAGAAAAUGAACCAAAAAUAAAAUGGCCUCCAAUUAAAUUAAAUUAUACUAAAAAUAUUAAUACAGAUGAAUUUUCACAUUUUGAAUUCCUUAAAUGGUCAAUUGAAAAAGAAAAAAAUGAAGAUAAAAUUGUUCGGCAACUCAAUCAGGAGCUUUUAUUAUAUCAAGAGGAUGAUAAUAUUAUUUUUUAUGAUAAUGCUAACUUACCAGCAUCACCUGAAGAAUUAACUUUAAAUCAUAAUUAUGAUUAUGAUAAUGAUAAUACUAAUACUAUCGAUUGUUAUGAGAACAAAGUUGGUUGUCAUGCUAAUGAUAAAGUAACAUGUGUUAUUUCAGAUUUGGAUAAUUUAGUGGGAGAAAUUUCAAAAAAUAAAAAUAUCGAGUAUUCAUUAUUCGAUGAGGCUAUAGAAAUUUGUUGAGCUGGACCAUCUUAUUGGAAAACCAGUAAGCUUGAUAAAAAUAAAAAACGACCUGAAUGUAGAAGAGCUCGAAAAGAAAAGAAACAAAAAUUAAUUAUAUUUGAUGAUCAGAAUAUCGAAAUGAGUCAACAACAAAUGGCUUUACCAGAAAAUGAAAAUAAAAAUUUAAUAAAAUGGGACAAAAUAAAAAAUUUUUGGCCGGAAAAAAAAUUAAUAAUACCUAAAAACAGUUAUAAACAUAGCCAAGAAUUGUACAAAUUUUAUUUUAGACCAGAUUGCAGGUAUCUGAAAUUAAUGUUUAUCAUACUACAUCAUUUGAUGCUGAUGACGAUGAUAAUGAAAAUAAAGAAAGCAAUAAUUAUUUUCAUAAUGAAAUGGAUAAUCAAAACAAUACAUCUGACAAUUUUUAUACCUUAGAAGAUCCGAUUAUAGAUGUCAGCUACAAUUCCGUUGAUGAUGACAAUCCAAAAAUUUUAGAAACUACAAAAAUAUCAUCAAAAAAUUAUAUACCAUACGCUCGUAGAGCUAAAAAAUUAAAUACAAUUCAGUUAAAAAAAUUUCUUUGGAAAAUUUUAAUUGAUACGGAUGAAAACAAUAACAAUUCAUAUGAUCAUAAUUGUGAAUAUGGGUCAUCCAUUAAGGAAUUCAAAAAUUUAAGUGAAAUUUACUUAAAACUAUUAGAUAAACUUCCAAAAACAGAAGCUAAAGAUUUAAGCUUUGCUAUCGUCUUUACUAUAUUACUACAGCUGGCUAAUGAAAAAAAUCUUAAAAUUUUUUCUGAAUUAAACAAUUCAGACGUUUUCAUAGCAUCGGAAGAACCUGCUUAAAAUGAUAUUAUUAAAAAAAUAUAUAUAUAAUCAUACUAAUUAUUUUAUUUCACUGAUUUUUAGAAUUAAUUUAAAAAUAGUUUAUUUUGAUAGUUAUCGUUUUUCCUCACAAUUGAUUCAACAUGCUUACACAAUUGUUUCGUUAAAUUUUAAUUUUAUUGCAAUUCGAAAUACAAGUAUAAAUUAUUUUAUUUUUAUAAUUAUUGAUUGAAAAAACGUUGAUCGAUUAUAUUUAUAGUUAUUAUUUUUAUUAUUAAAAAAAAAAUUGUUUUGAUAGUUUGUUUUAAAGAUUUUCUUUUAAGGUUUAUAUGUAAUUGAAAUUAAAACCGAAAAAAAAAAUAAAAUAAGAUAAAAUACAAUAUAAUAAAUAGUAAUAUGAAUUAAUGAAAAAUUAAAUUAAUUGAUAUAUAUUUAUGGUCUGUUCGGAUUCUCCACUCGGCGCACUGGGGCGCUUGCAAUAUACCCGGGAAAAUUUUAAUUCAUAAUUAAAUUUAAUUAGUAGAAAAAAAGUGAAUUCCCAAUUUAAAAAAUAUAUAUUAAUUAUCAGUGUAUUGAUUGAAGUGAAAUUUAAGUGAAACAAAUCUUAGUAUUUCAAAUCGAUCAUUAAUUGAUAGAAAUUAAUGUUAAUUUCGUGUGCAAAAAAAGCGUCAAAGUACCUUGGGGUGGCGGGUCCGAACUUACCAAUUGAAAUAAAACAACAAAAAAUAUAUAAUUAAUAAAUUACUUUGAAUAUAUAUAUACAUAUAUACAUAUGUAUAUACGGGCCGUAGUCCCGUGACUGCAACCUGCCUCGUAGCGUGUCUCCAAUCUGUCUCGUAGCCUGUCUCCAACCUGUCUCGUAGCGAGUCUGCAAUCUGUUUCGUAGAUUGUCUUGCAGUCACGGA
Microplitis demolitor is the source of this 3127-nucleotide messenger RNA. Its product is annotated as probable serine/threonine-protein kinase DDB_G0283337. The coding region runs from base 673 to 1416 and encodes 247 amino acids. The transcript has 2 exons. The record is from RefSeq and is a predicted model, not a curated record. Lineage: Eukaryota; Metazoa; Arthropoda; Insecta; Hymenoptera; Braconidae.